This is a messenger RNA of Myotis daubentonii (Daubenton's bat), 1638 nucleotides long. Its product is annotated as F-box only protein 31-like. The record is from RefSeq and is a predicted model, not a curated record. Lineage: Eukaryota; Metazoa; Chordata; Mammalia; Chiroptera; Vespertilionidae. The transcript has a single exon.
AUGGAGCAGGAGUGCCCUUGCCUCUGAGGCCCAGGCCCUUCGCGAGGAUGCCAGUGUCGCCAGCAGCUCCUGGGACCAGCUGAGAUGACUGUGGCCAACAGCAAGCCGGCCAGGGCCCCUGAAGAGCAGCACGUGGAGGCGGACAUGGCGACUCGGUCCUCUGCUGGGAAUGGAGGGAUCAGGAGCCCCAUGCCACCCCGGCUGCCCCCGCACUGCUCGCUGCAGGACCUGCCUCCUGAGCUGCUGGUGGAGAUCUUCGCCUCGCUCCCUGGCACCGACCUGCUCAGCCUGGCCCAGGCCAGCGCCAAAUUCCACCGCAUCCUGCACACCGACAGCAUCUGGAGACAGCGCUGCUGGGAAGAGUAUGGCGCUUGUGAAAACUUGCAGAACCUGGAGAUGAUGGGUGUGUCUUGGCGAGAACUCUAUGAGAAGUUGCUCCACCCAUGCAGACACAUUUUGGGAUUGUGGCAGCCAGAUAACUGGCCCUGUAGAGGACUGCUGUAUGUAGCGGUGGACGGCUUAUGCAUUAUUGGUCAGACGUACCUGUCUCUCCUUGACCCCCAGGUGGAUAACUCAAUGCUGUUCAAGCCCGCGUUUAGAAUUCGCCUGACAGGGAGGAAAUCGGCCACACUGGAGUGCACGUAUGGCCGCCAAGGGCCCCACAGCUGCCACAUGCAGAUUCGGAAGGACGGGUUCUCCACCAGGUGCGACAUGAGGCAACACCACAGGACACCUGGUGGGAGCCGAGAGGAUUUCCGCGCGUGGCUGCAGGAAGAAUGGGGGCAGACGCUGGAGCACGUGUUCCAGGAGCGCAGGCUGCGGUUCAUGCUGAUGAAGCUCAUCUAUCAUCAGAAUGACAACUGUCGGAACUACCGCCGCAUCUACCUCUCCCCGAGCCACCCGGAGGACCUCAUCAGGCCAGGCCUCUUCAAAGGCAUCCACGAUGCCUACAGCCUAGUAGAGGUUGUCAUGCUCAGCUUCCAUGGGAAGCAUGCCAGGGUCACGAAGAUCAUGGGUGACCACCACGUCCCUGCUGGGCAGCAGAUGAUAGAGAUCCACCUCAGACACCGCAUCCAUGUGUCUGAUGAUAUCCUCAGCAACUUCAACAAGUACUCCCGCCUGGUCCAGGAGGUUCACGAGCAGGUGAUCCCGGAGCAGCAGCAGCAGCAAGAAGAGAGCACUGAGGAGGGCGAGGGCCAUGGCUGGCUGAGCCCUGUGUAGCCCAGUGUUGGGGAGUCCGGGGCUGCAGCUUUGGAGGAGCAGCCUGUCCAGUUUUUCCUGCCUGAGGGUGUGAACUCAAGUAACCAGAACUACCCCGGAGCCUGCAGGAUGGGUUUCUAUGGCGUGGGCAUUGUUGCCCGCUCUGGCUCCGCCUACCCCCAGCGCUUCCCUGGAACCUUCAUCCUGUUCGAUGAAGACCACUUCGGGUUCAUCUGGCUGGAACCGAAUUGCCUCAGCCUGUACAGCAGAGUCCAGGUCAACUUCCAGAAUGCGGAAGCACCAUCCCCACAGGCUUUCCAGGAAAUGCUCAAGAACAUUCAGUCCCCACCCCCUGACGGCCCCUUCCUUGCCCAGGGGCAACAGCGGGGAGAAGAGGCUUCAGAGGAAGACAGCUUGCAUGCACUCUUGGAGAUUUGA